Cannabis sativa is the source of this 2163-nucleotide messenger RNA. Its product is annotated as beta-1,2-xylosyltransferase. Lineage: Eukaryota; Viridiplantae; Streptophyta; Magnoliopsida; Rosales; Cannabaceae. The record is from RefSeq and is a predicted model, not a curated record. The transcript has 3 exons. Bases 175 to 1722 code for a protein of 515 amino acids. Gene Ontology annotation, molecular function: glycosyltransferase activity.
CAGUUUGUCAUGCUUGGAUUCGUUUCCUCUGAUCUUGCAAAAGAGAAAUUAAUUAAAAAAAAAAAAAAAAAAACAGAACACAGAGUGUUCGUUACUUCGUCAUCUUCUUCUUUCUUCUUUUUCCUAGAGAGAGAAACGGACUGACUGAGGAAAAUACUUUAGAGAGAGAUCACCAUGGGCAAAAGGAGCAUGAAGCUCCUUAAGAUCCUUGUCCUUCUCUUUGCUUUGAACUCUCUCUCCCUAUGCCUCUACUUCUUAUCUCACUCAAAACCCUUCUUCUCCAGUCUCCACACCCAUAAUCCAAAUCAUCAUUCUUUGACUCUUAACGGCCUACCCUUGACUGAAAAUCAACAGCUUCUUCAAAACCAUCCACGGUUCUCCAAGCCAUGGCCUAUUCUUCCGUCUUACCUCCCAUGGUCGCAGACCCCAGACGUAGCAACUCGCUCCUGUGAGGCAUAUUUUGGAAAUGGGUUCACUCGCCGCGUCGAUCUGCUCCGGCAAGAGGCCACCGGUUCCGGAUGGUUUAGGUGCUUGUUCAGUGAGACUCUCAGAAGCUCUGUUUGCGAAGGGGGGGCGCUUAGGAUGGUGCCGGAGAAGGUGAAGAUGGCUACAGGAGGAGAGACGUUGGAGGAGGUUAUUGGACGGUCGGAGGAGGAUGAAUUGCCAGAAUUUGAAAUUGGGGCUUUUGAGCUCGAUGGGGGUCGAAGAUAUUCCGGCGAGAAAAAGGAGCUUGCGAGUGUUGAGGUUUUGGAGAAGUACGUGCCAGAAGGAGAGGUCUUGAGGCACACCAUGCGUAAUUUGAUUGAGUCUAUCAGGAUCGUUCCGGCUAAGGAGUUUGAAUGCAAUGAGUGGAUUGAGGAGCCAACACUUCUGCUUACACGCUUUGAGUAUGCUAAUCUUUUUCACACUGUCACCGAUUGGUAUAGUGCAUAUGUGUCCUCAAGGGUAACCGGCUUGCCAAAUCGACCACAUUUAGUGUUUGUUGAUGGACACUGCACGGCACCCUUGGAAGAAACAUGGACCGCAUUGUUCUCUAGCCUCAGAUAUGCCAAAAACUUUACUGGCGCUGUUUGUUUCCGUCAUGCUGUUCUUUCACCCUUGGGUUACGAAACUGCUCUAUUCAGGGGACUGAAUGAAGAAAUAGAUUGCCAUGGUACAUCAGCACAAGAUCUGUGGCAAAACCCGGAUAACAGUAAGACUGCUCGAUUAUCUGAGUUUGGAGAAAUGAUCAGAGCUGCUUUCCGGUUUCCAGUGAAUAGACAUCGUGCUGACGGAUCAGCUUCAGGUUAUAACAUCCUCUUUGUUCGACGGGAAGAUUAUUUAGCUCAUCCUCGCCAUGGUGGUAAAGUUGAGUCGAGGCUCAGUAACGAAGAAGAAGUGUUUGCUUCUUUAAGGAGCUGGAUUUCCACUCGUAGGGAUUGCAGAAUAAACCUUGUGAAUGGGUUGUUUGCUCACAUGUCCAUGAAGGAGCAAGUCCGGGCUAUUCAGGAUGCUCAUGUUAUUAUUGGUGCUCAUGGUGCUGGGCUUACACACAUAGUUUCUGCACUACCAAAAACAGUGGUUCUGGAGAUUAUUAGCAGCCAAUUUAGACGGCCACAUUUUCAGUUGAUUGCACAAUGGAAAGGGUUGAAAUAUCACGCCAUUAACCUUGAGGGAUCUUAUGCUAAUCCACAGGUUGUUAUGGAGAAGCUUAGCGACAUAAUGAGAAACCUUGGAUGCUGAUAAGAGUUCGUUGUGCACCUAUCAUUGAGCAUAGUUCUUAAACUCUUGAGAUGUCUCUUACCACAAAAUCGGUCAUUUCCAAGACUUGGAUUUUUGCUCUUGCUCGGAUGUUUGCUCGAUAGUGAUGGAAUUUGUUCUUGGAAACAUUAGCAACUCAAAUAGAGACCAAAGAGAGGCGGCCUAGUUUGUUGAUUGUAUGGGCAUUUGGCAAUUGGCAGAGAACUAGACCUAGAAUGGUAUGAUUCAUGAACUAGAGAUGAAUUGUUCAGAGAUUUGUGUGUUCUAUCUAAUUGUCAAAUGCCCACAAACGAUUGUUCAGUUAUAAAAGUAUAGGUUGAUGACAAUGACAUGAUAGGAAUGAUAUUCUUUGUUCUAAACACAAUAUUUUUGUGGACUAGUAGAUAAUGAAACACUGAUUAAUCAUUAAUGAUUUUCUUAUUU